AUGGGAGGGGAGCGCGUUCCUGAUGCUGUAUCAACGCUUUCACCCACAUCUCCACCUCGAGGGGCAGAACGUUUGGGCGGCAGUUGGUGUCGGAGCGCCUCUAGGAGGUUGGAUGAAACCCAAAAACAGAAGGAGGAAGAGGAGCGAAGAAAGAGAGAGGAAGAGGCAAGGCGUGAAGAGGCUGCGGCUGAGCGUCAAAGGAAACAAGAGGAGAAGGCGAAGCGUGAGGCAGAAGAAGCUGCCAAGAAGCAACGUAAGCCCGGCCAGAAGAGAAAGGGUUUAGGAGGCCUUUCACCUGAGAAAAAGAGGCUGCUCAAGCAACUGAUCAUGCAAAAGGCGGCGGACGAGAUGAAAGCGGAAAUGAAGAAGCGACAAGAGGAGAAGGACAACUACCUCCGAUCGAGAGUUCAACCUCUCCAGCUGGACGGUCUCGAUGAUUCUGCUCUUGCCAAGAAGGUUCGGGAGCUUCACGCACGGGUAGCUCAACUUGAGGGUGAGAAGUACGAUUGGGAGGUGAAGCUACGACGACAAGACAUCGAAAUUAACGAGCUCACCAUGAAGGUGAAUGACGUCAAGGGCAAAUUUGUCAAACCUGUGCUUAAGAAGGUCUCCAAGACGGAGAGCCAGCUGGCACGUAUCGAGAAGAAGGAAAAGACAUUAGCCUCCUUCCGAACCCAACUGAAGUCCACGGGACAAAAUAAAUUUGCCCUUGAAGAAAAGGACGAGGCCUCUCAUAAAGUGGAUUUCCGAGACCAGUUGAAGCCAGCGGGUGAAGGCGACGCUCUAAAGGAGGCUGCAGAAGAAUAA
Messenger RNA from Echinococcus granulosus, 807 nucleotides. Its product is annotated as Troponin I 4. The transcript has 9 exons. The coding region runs from base 1 to 807 and encodes 268 amino acids. NCBI's taxonomy places the organism in Eukaryota, Metazoa, Platyhelminthes, Cestoda, Cyclophyllidea, Taeniidae. The record is from RefSeq and is a predicted model, not a curated record. Gene Ontology annotation, biological process: muscle contraction. Gene Ontology annotation, cellular component: troponin complex.